GUCCUCCGUCUGUGCUCAGAGUCAACGCUGCUCAGUGAAAGUGAUGCCUUUCCUCCACUGGCACAAAAUGUGCGCGAGGCGGUUAGCCAGACCAGGAGCUCAGCCCCACACCGAGUCCAGCCCACUGCUCUGAUGCCGAAGGGGAGGCCGAGAGUGGCACACGUGGAUGCCCCCCCGGGCCUGCCCGCCUGCCUCUGGCUGCAGUUAGCCGGGCUCUUCCUCCUGGUUCCCUGGGUCAUGGGCCUGGCGGGGACCGAUGGACCUGGAGCCCAGGGGCUGGGGGGGCUGAGCUGGGCCGUGCACCUGGACAGCCCAGAAGGGGCGGAAGAGGCCCUGGAGCAGCAGGCGGACGCCGUGGCCCGGGCAGCGGGGCUGCUGAACGCCGGACGCGUCGGGGAGCUCCACGGGUACUACGUCUUCGUCCCGCCGGCCGGGCAGCAGCGGGCGGAGGCCGCCCGGCAGCAGGUGGAGGCCGUGCUCGCCGGGCACGAAGCCGUGCGCUGGCACUCCGAGCAGAGGCUGCUCAGGCGGGCCAAGCGCAGCGUCCACUUCAAUGACCCCAAGUACCCGCAGCAGUGGCACCUGAACAACCGGCGGAGCCCCGGCAGGGACAUCAACGUGACGGGCGUGUGGGAACGCAACGUGACGGGGCGCGGGGUCACUGUGGUGGUCGUGGAUGACGGCGUGGAGCACACCAUCCAGGACAUCGCACCCAACUACAGCCCCGAGGGCAGCUACGACCUCAACUCCAACGACCCUGACCCGAUGCCGCACCCCGACGCGGAGAGCGGCAAUCACCACGGCACGAGGUGCGCGGGCGAGAUCGCAGCGGCGCCCAACAACAGCUUCUGUGCGGUGGGCGUGGCGUUCGGCAGCCGCAUAGCAGGUAUCCGCGUACUGGACGGCCCCCUGACAGACAGCAUGGAGGCGGUGGCGUUCAACAAGCACUAUCAGAUCAACGACAUCUACAGCUGCAGCUGGGGACCAGAUGAUGACGGGAAGACGGUGGAUGGUCCCCAUCAGCUCGGAAGGGCCGCCCUGCAGCACGGCGUGAUCGCUGGCCGCCGGGGCUUCGGGAGCAUCUUCGUGGUCGCCAGCGGGAACGGGGGCCAGCACGGCGACAACUGCAACUACGAUGGCUACGCCAACUCUGUCUACACCGUCACCAUAGGUGCCGUGGACGAGGAGGGACGGAUGCCUUUCUACGCCGAGGAGUGUGCCUCCAUGCUGGCCGUCACCUUCAGCGGUGGGGACAAGAUGCUUCGGAGCAUCGUGACCACUGACUGGGACCUUCAGAAGGGCACAGGCUGCACCGAGGGCCACACGGGGACCUCGGCCGCAGCCCCCCUGGCGGCGGGCAUGAUAGCCCUGAUGCUGCAGGUGCGGCCCUGCCUCACCUGGCGUGACGUCCAGCACAUCAUCGUCUUCACGGCCACGCAGUAUGAGGACCGCCGGGCAGACUGGGUCACCAACGAGGCUGGCUUCAGCCACAGCCACCAGCACGGGUUCGGCCUGCUCAACGCGUGGAGACUCGUUAACGCGGCCAAGAUCUGGACCUCGGUCCCUUACUUAGCCUCCUAUGCCAGCCCUGUGCUGAGAGAGGACAAAGCUGUCCCGCGGGCCCCCCACGCGCUGGAGGUGCUGUGGAAUGUCAGCAGGACGGACCUGGAGAUGUCGGGGCUGAAGACCCUGGAGCAUGUGGCCGUGACCGUCUCCAUCAGUCACCCACGACGCGGCAGCCUGGAGCUCACGCUGUUCUGCCCCAGCGGCAUGAUGUCCCUCAUCGGCGCCCCCCGCGGCAUGGACUCAGAUCCCAAUGGCUUCAACGACUGGACCUUCUCCACUGUGCGGUGCUGGGGGGAGAGAGCGAGGGGCACUUACAGACUUGUGGUCAGGGACGUGGGAGACGAGACACCCCAGGCCGGCACCCUCCGGCAGUGGCAGCUGACCCUGUACGGCUCUGCGUGGACUCCGGUGGACAUCAGGGACAGACAGCGGCUGUUAGAAAGCGCCAUGAGUGGAAAAUACCUGCAUGAUGGCUUCACCCUGCCCUGUCCCCCCGGGCUGAAAAUCCCCGAGGAAGACAGUUACACCAUCACCCCCAACACCCUCAAGACUCUGGUGCUGGUGGGCAGUUUUACCAUCUUCUGGACUGUUUACUACAUGCUGGAAAUAUACCUGAGCCAGAGGAAGGUGGCCUCUCGCCGCGUUUGUAGGAGCGGGCCCUGCCACUGGCCCCAACGAAGCCAAAAAGCCAGGGAGGAGGGGACGGAACUAGAAUCAGUGCCACUCUGCAACAGGAAGGAUCCAGAAGGAGGGGAGACGGAGCGUGAGGACCCUGCCACCACGUCUGGUCUCCUUGUCCCGGACCUGCUGUCCCCGGACAGGAGUGCCCCGGAGCACCCUCAUCACCUACCCCCAGACCUGCUGCAGGGGGAGGAAGAGCAGAUCUGCUGACCCGGGGCCCAGCGCUCAGCACGGCCCAGGCUCUUCCUGCCUGAGCCGGGGAAGCCUGUGGAGCCGCCCCAAGUCCCCGGAGCUCCGGGGAGGCGGCGGCCCUGACGCUCACACGGGGAGCCUGUGACGGCCGCAGGGAGAGCGGGGACCUCCUAGGUGCAGUGACAGGAAUGGCGCCGGAGAACAGUGUCCCCCUCCUCCCGAAUGCUGCUGAGAAGGCCUUGGACACGGGCUCGGCCCUCCCGCUUGGCAGGCUGGUGAAGCGGGCACAGGGACCCUCACCCAUGCUCGGGGAGCGGUGCCGCUGGGCCCAGAAGAGCCUCUCGGUAGAAACGUCGCUGGGGUCACUGAGAGAGGGCUCAGGGUGAAGGCUGGGAAGGGCCCCUGCAUCUAUGCCUGUCCCUUCGAUGACCCAGGACCUAGAAACCCCGUCUCCUUCUCUCCCUCCCCCACCGUCCUGCCUACGCCGGGAACCCGGGACACACCGGGUGGCAGGUAGCCCACGGCCCAGCCACACUCGCCCUGAAAGCUGCUGCCUCCAUUCGCGCCCUGACCGGAAGCCAACCUUGAACACACCCCGGCCCCUUCUCCACCGCCCCCCCAAGGACCGGUACGAUGCUCCCGGCACAGCUCCCGGGGCCGCGCCGCCUCGCCGCGGCCGCCUGCAGCAGGACCACGACGGGGCUCGGCCAUGGCCACCCGGCCCUGCCGCCGCCUGUCUUCCUCUGCAAAGUGCUCAGGGAAAUGGCCGUACCCACUGGCCUGGCAGGCGGGGAGCCCUCCCGCCGCCACCGGCCUCCCGCCUCUUGCGAGCUGGUUCGGUUGAUCUAAAUUGUUUUUUACGCUUAAGAUUUGGGUUUGUCUUUCCACAGCAACAUUUGGUUGAAUUUUUCUGCACAGCUUUUCCAAAAUAAAAACGUUCCACACGGCUC
Messenger RNA from Suricata suricatta (meerkat), 3389 nucleotides. RefSeq names its product proprotein convertase subtilisin/kexin type 7 (gene PCSK7). The transcript is spliced from 16 exons. NCBI's taxonomy places the organism in Eukaryota, Metazoa, Chordata, Mammalia, Carnivora, Herpestidae. Gene Ontology annotation, biological process: protein processing. Gene Ontology annotation, cellular component: Golgi membrane; trans-Golgi network. The record is from RefSeq and is a predicted model, not a curated record. The coding region runs from base 133 to 2457 and encodes 774 amino acids. Gene Ontology annotation, molecular function: serine-type endopeptidase activity.